Molecule: messenger RNA, 1812 nt
Organism: Dictyostelium purpureum
Lineage: Eukaryota; Evosea; Eumycetozoa; Dictyosteliales; Dictyosteliaceae
Exons: 2
Coding region: 1-1812 (603 amino acids)
Molecular function (GO): catalytic activity
Source: RefSeq, a predicted model, not a curated record
AUGUCUUCAAAUUUAGCAAGAAUAUUUAAAUCUAGAUCAUUUAAUUUUCAGUUCCAAAAAAAUUUAAAUAAUAACCUUACUAUAUAUGAAAAGGUUAAAAGCAGCUGGAGAAGAGCGUCCAAAGCAUUGACACAAAUUGAAGAGACUACCAAAGGGAACAAUGUAACAAUGUUUUUCACUGGAGAUGAAAUGUUUAGUGAAAUGUGGAAUAAAAUUAGAAAUGCAAAAGAAACAGUUUUAGUUGAAACCUAUACAAUCGAACCUGAUAUAAUUGGUAAUAGAACGAUAGAGUUAUUAAAAGAAGCACAAGAAAGAGGUGUUAAAGUUAGUUUUGCAUAUGAUGCAAUUGGUAGUUCAUCAUUAUCAGAUUUUGAUAUAUACGAAAUGAAAAUUAAAGGUGCCGAAAUUUUUCAAUUUAAUCCUAUUAAACUAGUUCCAAAUUUACCAUAUACACUUAGAAAUCACAGAAAGAUUAUGGUUAUAGACAGUAAAUAUGGUUUUUGUGGUGGUAUGAAUAUAUCUGGUAAAUAUGCAUCAUCAAGUUUUGAAGGCGGUAAAGAUUAUUUUAGGGAUACACAUUGUAUGAUAGAAGGACCUGCCGUUGAAAAGUUAAGUGAAGUAUUUUACAAUUCAAUCAAAGAUAGAUCAAAGAAAACAAACCAAGUUACAUCUUAUUUUAAAUCAAUACAUGGCUAUCCAGUAGGUUCAUAUAUCAAAUCAGGUGCUGUUGGAGCAGCAUUAAACGCAUAUGACGAGCUUGAAGGAUCUCAAAAUAAAGAAAAAUCAACCAACGAGCUUGAAAAUAUUUAUCAAUCAAGAAACGCAUCAAUCUCCGAUUUGGAUAGUAAUUACAAUUAUAUAGAGUACAGUAAUUUAUAUGAUGACGAAGAUGAAAGCUCAUUUGACACCUCACUAUACAGCUUAGCUAAUAUAGAGAAGUCUCAAAUUGAAAAACAGAAAAUGGAUCAAUUGGAUUUGACAGAAGAUGAUUACGAUAUCGAUGAUGAUGAUUUUAAAGAGUUUGUCACCUUCACCAACGAUUUUCAAUCAUUACACAAUUUAAACAAUUUAAAUAAUUAUAUUUUAGACGACAGUAAUCUCGGUAAUCUUGAAAAACUAAAUAAUAUGGAUUCCAAAGCCAACACAGGAAACCCAAAUCCACCACCAAAUUCAAUUUUUCCACUUAUUAAAUCAGUAGGAAGCAAUCCGUUCAAUAGCAAACCAAAUAAAAUUAUUAUGGCAUCUGUCAAAGUCGAAAACACAGUGGUUCAAGUUCAAGAGUCGAACCAAUUUAGAAAAAAGAGAGAUAUUCAAAAGAGUUUAAUCAUAUCGCUAAAUGGUGCAAGAGAACGUUGCUAUAUAACUACCCCAUACUUUUUACCACCAAUACGAUUAAGAAGAGCCAUCAUUUCUGCAGCAUUACGUGGUGUCGACGUCAGAAUUAUUACUGCUGGUAAGAGUGAUGUACCAUGGUUUAGACAUGCCAGUAGACAUAUUUACCAAAAAUUCCUUAAACACGAUAAAAUUCGUAUUUAUGAAAUGUUAUCAUCUACCUUACAUGCCAAAACACUCUCCAUCGAUGGUGUCUAUGGUACCAUUGGUUCUUUCAAUCUAGAUACUUGGAGCAAAAAGAAUUUAGAGGCCAACAUUGCUUUUCUCUCACCCCAACUUGUAAAUAUUCUCGAGCAACAAUUUAAAAAUGAUUUAGUGGGCUGUAAAGAAAUUACACUCAAAGAUGUCAAUAAUCGUUCUUUAUUAGAUAAACUCAUUUGUUAUUUAUGUUAUCAAUUAAGUAAAAUUUUAAAACCAUAA